Messenger RNA from Wickerhamiella sorbophila, 2175 nucleotides. RefSeq lists its product as hypothetical. Gene Ontology annotation, molecular function: carboxypeptidase activity. Lineage: Eukaryota; Fungi; Ascomycota; Dipodascomycetes; Dipodascales; Trichomonascaceae. The transcript has a single exon. The coding region runs from base 1 to 2175 and encodes 724 amino acids. The record is from RefSeq and is a predicted model, not a curated record.
AUGGAGCACGAGCACGCAGAGAAUGUCCCGCUGGUCAGAGUAGUCGAGCCGCGGAAAUCACGCUUUCCUCAGCGUAUGUGCUUUUACACCGUUGCAGGGAUUAUCACAUUGACCGUAGCACAGCUGAUAUUUUUGGCUCGAACCUCGGCCGCCCGCGACUGGGACCAUUUGCACCAUUCAAGGUUUUCCAGACAACAGGUGAGACGAAUUAUCUCUCAGGAGGUUUCCACUGAGUCAAUUGCGAACUUCUCAAAAGUAUACUACGAUGGUGAACCCCAUUUGGGCGGCGACGGCCCCGAGCUGACUGCGUACACCCAAGACAAGUUUCUCCAGUUCGGUUUGGAAACCCGCUUGGAGAGUUACGAGGUGCUGCUAAACAGGCCUAUAUCUCACCGGGCGGCGCUAAUUGAUGGCGACAAAGUGGUGUAUGAGCUGUCUUUAGAGGAAGACGUCCAGGCCCAAGAUCCUUCCACCCGGCGUCCAAAUAGGAUUCCAACUUUCCACGGCUAUUCGGCUUCUGGAAACGUGACAGCCAAGUUUGUAUUUGCUAACUACGGCCAGAAAUCCGAUUUUCAGGCUUUGGAAAAGGCCGGUGUGAGCUGUGAAGGUAAAGUUGUUCUCAUGCGUUAUGGCAAGAUCUAUCGCGGUAACAAGGUUUUACAUGCACAAUCUCGAGGGGCCAAAGCAGUACUCAUUUAUUCAGACUCCAGCCUUGAUGGCGAUAUCACCACAGACAAUGGUUACAAGUAUUAUCCCGAGGGGCCGGCACGCAAUCCUUCGAUGGUUGAGAGGGGCAUGGUCUUUGACUUGACUCAGUAUCCUGGCGACCCAACUACCCCCGGAAGAGCCUCUCACCCUGGCUCAGACAGAAUUGAGCCCGAAACUUUACCCAAGAUUCCUAGUUUACCGAUCUCUUACCUGGAUGCUAAGCCCUUGCUGGACGCUCUCGAGGGCCAUGGCCCGGCUAUUUGGGAUAACAUUUCUUCUGGACCCUCAACUCUUGAGGUUCUGGUUGAAAAUGAGCAAGAUUACGAUUAUCAUACAAUCACCAAUGUAAUUGGUGAAAUCCCUGGUCUGCUUGAUGAAGAGGUCAUAGUCGGAAACCAUCGCGAUGCAUGGAUUCUCGGCGGUGCAGACCCCAAUUCAGGCACUGCAGUGGUUAUGGAAGUAGCAAGAGUGCUGGGUGAUCUAUAUCUAAGAGGUUGGAGGCCUUAUCGAAGAAUUGUGUUCGCAUCAUGGGAUGCCGAGGAGUAUGGUAUGGUUGGAUCAACUGAAUGGGUCGAGGACCAUGCACGCCGUUUAAACCGGAAGGCUCUGGCUUACCUGAACAUUGAUCUGGGCUAUUCUGGUGACCAGUUUGCUGUCAAAGCUUCUCCAUUGCUUGAAGCAGCGAUCAAAGAUGCCACCCGUUUCGUCGAUGAUCCUUACGGCCGACAUGAAACGGUUUAUGAUGAUUGGAUGGCUUCGCCUGUGGCCGGUGUCCGUCCACUAGGGUCUGGAAGCGAUUACACGGCCUUUUUCAAUCAUCUCGGUAUUCCUUCGGCUGAUUUAAGGUACCAAUUCCGAGAUGGCAAUCCCGCCUACCACUACCAUUCGAAUUACGACUCGCUUCACUGGAUGGAAAAUUACGGUGAUCCCGACUUUGAAGCCCACGCUGCCCUUUCAAAGGUUUUAGCGCUGACAGUGAUAAAUUUAGUUGGUCAUGGCGUUGUACCUAUCCGCACCCGCAGCUAUGCUGUUUUGAUGGAUAGAGUUCUUCGACAAUAUCUUUCGAACAUGGAGACUCAAGAAGUAAGAGACGUGCUUGAGACAGCUGAAUACCUUUUGGAUGCCGCCUCGUCCUACGACAACCAGCUCGAAAGGCUCAGCCGUGAAUACUUCCGUGAUUACGCUUGGUACCAUUUCAUCACCAAAUUUGCCAACAUGUGCAGGAUCAAAGUAGCCAAUUUCAAACUUGUCCGGCUGGAACGAAUUUUCCUACACAAGGACGGUAUUGAUGGCCGGCCGUGGUACAAACACAUUGUAUUUGCGCCCCAUAGGGAUGAUGGUUAUGCACCAGCGCUAUUCCCCGGGCUAAUUGAAGCAAUUGAGGAUAGCGACACGGAAAAGCUUGACAAGUGGAUUGAAAUCGUGCACAGAGCACUGAAAACCGCACUCCAUACCAUAGCAAAUUAG